Molecule: messenger RNA, 6483 nt
Organism: Knipowitschia caucasica
Lineage: Eukaryota; Metazoa; Chordata; Actinopteri; Gobiiformes; Gobiidae
Source: the annotation of a GenBank genome assembly
AUGGCCGCUCAGGUUGCCAGCGCCACUACACUCAACACCAGCCCGCCUUCCGAGCUCAAGAGACUGGACCGAGAGGUGAAGGACGACCCUGGAGCGGUGGAGCAGCCAGCGGGGACCGGGGUGGAGAAAAAGCCCGGUUUGAGGCGCCUCGAGUCUCCCAUACGAGGCGAGCUACAGCAGCAGGGCGACGCUGGAAAUGCAGGGGGAGGGGAGAUGAAGAACGGCAAUGGGAACAAUAAUACCCCGAAUGACUCUGUAGGAGCCGAGGGGACCAAGCACCCAGGCUCCACGCACCACCACGGUUCCGCUUUCCCGGCGCACUCGUACGGAUACGGCCAGCAGUACUCUCGGCCUUUUCAUCAACAUGGCGGACAACAAAGCCCUGGCAUGGCAGCUGGUUCAGGCGCUCAACAAGGCAAUAUAAUGGAGCCGUAUCAGCCUAAUUCGCACGAACAUGGCUUUGCGAAUCAUCAGUACAACUAUAACAGCUCGUUUCCCAGGACUCAAUACGCGGUGCAAAGCUACGGCCUGAGCUCCCCACGCAGUAACCAACCAGCUAAGCAGCCUCAGCAGCAGCAGCAGCAGCCACCCACCGCUAUGGCUGGCUCUUACAACAACCAGAGAUAUAGCAUUGGAAAUCCGCAGCCCACAUCCACACCAACGCUAAAUAAGCUACUGACUUCGCCCAGCUCUACGCGCGGGGGAUACCCGAACUACCCACCCGGGAGCAGCGAGUAUGUUGGUGGGGAAAGCGCAGGCAAAUCUGCACCAGACAUGGGCAGCACAGGCGUGCAAUACGCAGGGACCAACUGGCAACAAAGGGCCCAUCACCAGUCGCCCAUGAGCCCUGGGAGUACCGGGCAGCCGCUGAAUAGAACUCAGCCCACUGGAACCAUGGACCCAAUGGGGAAGACAAGGGGGCAACCAUAUGGCGCAGGAGGACCGUAUGUACAACAGCCUCAACAAGGGGCUCCUACAGGCCCCCAGCCUGGCCCAGGGUACCCAGGCCAGGGCUAUGGCCCAGGACCUCAGAGAUAUCCACUAGGGAUGCAAGGCCGCUCCCCAGGAGCCAUGGGAGCCAUUCCUUAUGGACAGAUGGGCUCAUACGGACAGCAAGGACCAGGAGGCUAUGUUUCUCAGACUCAGACCCCGUACUAUGGGCAGCCUGGACAGGGGCCUCACUCGCAGCAGAGCCCCUAUCCCCAGCCCCAGACGGGACAAGCUGCAGGCCAGGCCCCCUACCCAGGGCAGCACCCUCCAGCGUCUGGUCCUCAUGCACAGGGAGGCCCGCCCUAUCAGCAGCAGCACAUGGCCCCACAGACCCAAGGGCCUGUGCCAGGACCUCAGGGACCUCCACAGUCUCAGCCUCCGUACUCUCAGCCUCCGACCCCUCAGUCCAGCCACUCACCUUACGCACAGCAGCAAGGUGCAAGUCAGAGCCAAGCCCAGACUUCCCCUGCUGCUCCGGGCUCACAGUCGACUUACCCAGUUGCCACCGCAGCCUCCUCGGGGCCCCCUCAGCCGGCUCAGCCUCAGCCGGCUCAGCCUCAGCCCCAUCCACAGAGCCAUCCCCAGAGUCAGGCGUACACCCAGGGUCCACAGAGUCAGCAGCAGUCACAUCCUCCGUACCAGCGCUUCCCUCCGCAGCAGCAGCAGGAAGUGUCCCAGGACUCCUUUCAGUCCACUGUCCCUCCAUCUUCUCAGCCCAAACCGGGCCCAGAGGACGGUCAGGGCCGCCCCUCCAGCCUCCCAGACCUGUCGGGCUCCAUAGAUGACCUGCCCACUGGGAAUGAAGGCGCCCUGAGUCCUGGAGUGAGCACCUCUGGAGUAUCCAGCAGCCAGGGGGAGCAGAGCAACCCAGCGCAGUCGCCCUUCUCCCCCCACACGUCCCCACACCUGCCGGGUAUCCGUGGACCAUCCCCUUCUCCGGCUGGUUCUCCUGCCAGUGCCAGUACCCCCCGCACAGGGCCGCUGUCCCCCGUCAACAUGCCAGUGCCCCAGAUGCCCCCACGGCCCUCCAGCGGUCAGCCUGAUGGAAGCUUGCAUCCAUCCAUGAGCCAGUCCCCUAUGGCCCAAGACAGAGGCUUCAUUCAGAGGAACCCUCCGAUGCCUUACGGUUCCCCGCAGUCUGCCUCGUCUCUGUCCCCUCGACAGUCCUCUGGAGGCCAGAUGCAUCAUGGAAUGGGCCCGUACCAGCAGAACAACUCCAUGGGUGGAUACGGGCAGCCGGGAGCCCAGUAUGGCCCACAAGGUUAUCCACGGCAGCCUGGUUACAUACCAAACGCCAACUACCCAGGACCCGGAAUGGGCCCCAUGAACCCCAUGGCAGGACAGGGCGGGGGCCCUCCCUACGGCAGCAUACCCCCAGGGCGAAUGCCUCUGAACCAGAUGGGAGCCAGACCAUAUGGCCCCAACAUGAACCCCAACAUGGGGAAUUUGGCUCACCAAGGAGGACCUGGCAUGUGUCCUCCAGGCAUGAACCGCAAGGACCCAGGCGCCAUGCUGCAUCCAGGGACCAACUCCAUGCACAACCGGAUGCCUGGGUACCCCGGUAUGUCCCAAGGCAUGAUGGGCUCUGGCCCCCCCUACGGUCCCUCUUUGAACAACAUGACUGGGAUGAUGAAUGCCCAGGGGGGAUCACCUUAUGCCAUAGGCCCCAACAUGGCCAAUAACUCCAGUGGAAUGGCCCCCAGUCCUGAAAUGAACAACAAGAUGAACAACAAGGUGGAUGUCAGUGCAACCCCCAAACCAGAGCCCAAGUCCAAGAAAUCUAACUCGUCUACCACGACUUCGGACAAGAUCACACGGCUGUACGAGCUGGGGCCGGAGCCGGAGCGCAAGAUGUGGGUGGACCGCUUCCUGUCUUUCGUCGACGAGAAGUCCAUGCCGAUGACCAACCUGCCGGCAGUGGGUCGAAAGCCCCUGGACCUAUUCAGGCUCUACAUGUCAGUGAAGGAGAUUGGGGGAAUGGCCCAGGUCAGCAAGAAUAAGAAGUGGCGAGAUCUGGCCACCUCACUCAAUGUGGGCACAUCCAGCAGCGCAGCGAGUUCCCUCAAAAAGCAGUACAUCCAGUGUCUCUAUGCCUUCGAAUGUAAGAUCGAGCGGGGAGAAGACCCGCCUCCAGAGAUAAUCGACAACAAGAAGAACACUGCCCCGAAAGUGCAGCCCCCGUCCCCAGCAUCGCUCUGCUCCACAGCUGGGUCUGGCUCUCUGCAGGGGCCCCAAACGCCCCAGUCCACCAGCAGCUCCAUGGCAGAAGGGGGGGACUUGAAGCCACCCACCCCAGCUUCCACUCCUCACGCCCAGAUGCCCCCGGGGCCCAGGAGCAGUGUGAACCUCCAGGAUCCAUUCUCGGACAGCAGUGACCCGUCCUUCCCGCGGCGGAACCUAACUCCAAACUCUGUCUAUCCGUCUGGGAUGGGGAAUCCAGACAUGCAGGGGCGUAUUGGGCCUUAUGAGCCUAACAAGGACCCCUUCACGAGCAUGCGAAAAGUGGGUGACCAGUUUCUCCCAGCGAGUCAAGGCCCCAACAGUGACUCUCCGCAGCAGGCUCCAUAUAGGGGGCCAUCCGGGGCCAUGGGACCCAGGCCUCAGUACCCGUAUGGACCAGCCUACGACCGGAGGUCUGAGGCUGGCAUGGGCACAGAGGGAAACAUGGGCCCCGCUGCUCCCGCGUCCGGCUCCUUGAUGCCGGCCAACGCCGACACAGGGAUGUACUCUCCAAACCGUUUUCCUCCACAGCAGCCACGGCAUGAUUCCUAUGGAAAUCAGUAUGCUGGACAGGGAACGCCCCCUGCUGGGUCCUACCCCAAUCAGCAGCCAGGAAUGUACCCACAGCAACAGAGUUACAAGCGUCCUGGUGAAGGCAGUUAUCCUCCAGCGAAGCGUCAUGAAGGGGACUACAGCAGCCCCUACCCUAGUGGUCAGCAGCCUCAGCAACUCCCCUCAGGUUCAGCGCCCUCUUCAGGACAGUCAGAGCCUUACAGUCAGUAUGCAGGCACGGGGCCAUACCCAGAAAGACGUCCGCCUGGCUCGGGGAACCAGUUCCCUUUCCAAUAUGGCCGGGAACGCAUGCCGGGACCCAACACUCAGACCAGCAUGCCUCCCAUGAUGCAGCCGGGACCUGAAGGCUCCAUGUGGCAGGGCCGGGACAUGAACUACCAGAACUAUCCAAACCGACAGGGCCCCACAGGCCCCCCAUCUGGACCCUAUCCCGGGAUGAACCGGUCAGAGGAUAUGAUGGCAGAGCAGAGAAUGAACCAUGAGGGCCAAUGGGGCCCUCGGCAACCUCCCUUUGGCCCUGCAGGGCCAGGGCAGCCCCUGUCCCGCACUGUACCGCCGGGAUACCAGCCUCAAGCUGUGCAGAACCACAUUCCACAGGUGCCCAGUCCAUCUAUCCCCCGCAGCAUGGAUAGUGGACUUUCGCCCAGUAAAGGUCACUUUAUGCAUGGAAUGAAGAUGCAGAAAGCAGGCCCCCCUGUCCCCGCGUCCCACAUUGUGCCCACUUCAGUGCACUCGCCUUUAAUCAGGAGAGACAUGCCUUUCCCUCCAGGCUCUGUGGAAGCCUCACAGCCUGUCCUCAAACCUCGCCGAAGACUCACUAUGAAAGACAUCGGAACUCCAGAAGCAUGGAAAGUGAUGAUGUCUCUCAAGUCGGGUCUGCUAGCAGAGAGUACAUGGGCCUUGGAUACCAUCAAUAUCCUCUUGUUUGAUGACGGAAGUAUUACUACUUUUGAUCUCAAUACUUUGCCUGGUCUUCUCGAGCUUGUUGUUGAGUAUUUCCGACGCUGCCUCAUCGAAAUCUUUGGCAUACUGAGAGAGUAUGAGGUGGGCGAUCCUGGGCAGAGGACAUUGCUCAAUCCUGAUGCUUUGAAAGAAGAUUUUGGCGAUGCAGGUGUGGCCGUCCAGCCAGAGGACAUGGAGAAUGAUGAGGAGGAAGAAGAGGAGGAGGAGGAGGAGGAGGAUGACAAAAUGGAACCGGCAACGCUGCAACCAGUUUGUGUGAAGGAGGAAGAAAAGCAGCAAUGCCUUCAGUAUCUCGGCCAACUACCAAAACCUGAAAAUUAUGAAACUAAAGCAAAGCAAAGCUUGGAUAAUUCUUCUUUUGAAAGUGCAAGACCCAAACAGGCCAGCAAGUUUGAUAAAUUCCCUCUAAAAGUGGUACGAAAGAAAGAACCUUUUGCGGCUGCCCAGCCCAAUAACCAUGGCAAAGUGCAGGAGUUUGACAGUGGCUUGGUUCAUUGGAGUGCGGGAGGCGGAGACUCAACGGAGCACAUCCAGACCCACUUUGAACCUCAAAGAGAUUUCCUGGAGCCACGACAACGAAUACCUGUGCCUCAAAGCCUAUUCAAGAGGCAGGCCACAGAAGAAGAGCUUCAAGAAAACUGUCUAACAGAUGUCGUGGCAAAGGAUGAGGAGCAGAGUUAUUUGGCCACAGAGAGUGCUGAGAACAAUAUGGAUAAAACCCCAUCUCCUAAUGUCAAAAACUCUGAUUCUGAAAUGCCUGGUCUUGAGAAUCAUGAAGUAAAGAUGAAGGCCCACUCAUCACCAUCACGAACUGGCAAUGACCACGAAAUGUCGAGGCACCCAGGACUGCUGCUAAUGUUGGGCCGUCUGAUCCUGCUUCAUCACAGACAUCCUGAGCGUAAACAGGCCCCGCUUACGUAUGAAAAAGAGGAGGAUUCGGAGGAGAAAACAGGCCAAAGGGACGAGUGGUGGUGGGACUGUUUGUCACUGCUCAGAGAGAACACGUUGGUCACUCUGGCAAACAUCUCUGGUCAGUUAGAUCUGUCUGUAUACUCUGAGAGCAUCUGUUUGCCUCUGCUGGAUGGCCUUCUUCACUGGGCUGUGUGCCCCUCAGCUGAGGCCCUGGACCCAUUCCCCACAUUAGGCCCUCAUAGUGGUUUGUCACCUCAGAGAUUAGUUCUGGAGACGCUAAGCAAACUCAGCAUUCAAGACAAUAAUGUGGACCUCAUCCUGGCCACGCCACCCUUCAGUCGCUUAGAGAAGCUGUUCGGUAACUUGGUCCGUUUAAUAGGUGACCGGAAAGUGGCUGUAUGCAGAGAGAUGGCAGUAGUUCUUUUGGCAAACCUGGCCCAAGGUGAUACUAUUGCAGCGAGAGCGAUUGCUGUGCAAAAAGGCAGUGUGGGAAACCUGUUGGGUUUCCUUGAGGACAGUUUAGCAGCCACACAGCUGCAGCAGAGCCAGAGCUCCAUACUUCACCUGCAGGGAAUGCACUUCGAGCCCACGAGCCCGGACAUGAUGCGGCGGGCGGCUCGAGCUCUGCAUGCCUUAGCCAAAGUGGAGGAGAACCACUCAGAGUUCACACUACAUGAGUCCCGGCUUCUGGACCUGUCUGUCUCUCCCCUCCUGAACUCGCUGGCGUGCAUCCGCGAAGUCUUGCCGGGAUGUGCCCUGGUCACCUUCCAAUCAAUGAUCAUUGACCCCCAGGAGGCUCGCAGAGGCCCACACAGGAGCCACUGA